AAGCAUUUUCUGUCACAGGUCUGAGAAAGGGCAGGCUGGCAUGGAGGAAGAGAAGUUCCAGCAGAAGGCUCUGAAGCAAACUAAGCAGAAGAAAUCCAAGUCGGCUGAAUUUCUGAUGGUAAAAGAAGAGAGAGCAGCAACAGAAGGCAUUGAAAAUCCAGCUUUUAACAUCAGCAGCACAGAUCUUUCAGCAUAUCAGCCUUCAGAAGAGAAAGUUAUUAGACAUGACAAGCCAGAUAGCACCCUUGCAGCUCACCAACAAAAACGCGGGCUGCCAGCCCAUGCUGAACCAAGAGGAAAUGAAUACAGCAGAAAUUACUUUGACCCGUUGAUGGAUGAGGAAAUAAACCCAAGGCAGUGUGGGAUGGAGGUCAGUGAGGAAGGUGAGGCAGAAUUAAAUCCUGUGAAAUUUGAUAAGCAAAUCCUGUACGCUAAAUUGAUGAAGCUUCUAGAUGAAGAAAACAAGAUUCUGGACUUCCAAGCAGCCCAUGUCGUCAGUGAAGAUUUUCCAGACUCCGUGAUGCCUGUCAGCUCUAGUAAGGCAUGUGACCUUCACAAGGAGCUUGAAUAUGAAGAGAUUCCUCCAUAUAUUGAACAGUUUGAGAGAGAUGUUCAGGAUGACAUAAUUCUGCUUGGCAGCUUUUCACUGGAACAGGUUGACUGCUCCAAGACACCACAGCUGAUAGAAAUUCACAUCAAAUGCCUCAGGGGAGUCAAAGAUAAGGUCCCAAAAGGCCACUACACCCUCAAAGUUUCUGUUCUCAGCUGCUUAGGUGGUGGCUUGCUGGAAUGGCCCAAGCUGAAGGAGCAGCCUCAGGCCAGGACAACGCUGCCUGUUAGUCACAAUGGAAACUUCUACAACACUGAAAUCUACUUUGGACAAAGUAUCCAGACAGUUCUACCACCUAGAAAAGCUAUGAAGCCAGGCAUGGUCCUCCUCUUUGAACUCUUCCUUCUUCGUGGGACCUAUACAUGGAUUGAUCGAGAAGUGGGAUGGGGAGCUUUUCCCCUGUGUGACAACAAUUUUAAUGCUCUGGAGGGAAAAUUUAAAUGUCCCUUCCUCAGAGGCCAUUAUGACUCCAAAGUUGACCGAUUCAAAAAAAUUGAAAAUUUUAUUUCUCAAGACUUGGAUAAUUGGUUAUGUAAUCUCUACUUUCAGGUAAUUAAACUACCACAAGAUUCAGAUAAGCAAAGUCAGUGUGAUAUGCUCCUUCAUCUCUCACCAGAACUUCCCACGUAUUCAAGCAUUGCCGAAAAAAAUGGUGUUUCAGAGAAGAUGGAACAGUCUGGACCACAAGGGCAACCUCUGACCUCCCUGAAAGAUCCUGACACCCAUAAGGGAAGUAUUCCCACUGUUGUAAAGGAAGUGGAAAAGCAGUUUAAUGCUGCGAAAGGAGGAGAAGCGUGUGCGUCAGAAGAAGCUGGGAGGAAAAAAGAAGAGUUUAAAAUGUUUCCAGCAGAGGAUGAUUUUUACCAAGAUUGUUGUAGCAGUGCAGAUGAGCACUGCAGCUCGUUUGGGCCAAAGGAAGGCCAAGGAGGACAUCUCAAGAUCAACUGGGAUAACCCACCUGACCAGUGUUAUCAAGAAAAAUCAUGUCCUGAGAACAAUGCAAGCCCAGAAGAAGGGAAAGGAUCUGCAGAGAGUAAUUUUUACUUGGAGGAUUUAGAGAAAUAUACUUUUUCUGUGUGCUGCCGUUCUGCUGCCGAAGUGAAACUGUCCAGGCGGGUUGUUGAGCAUUUCCAUUUUGUGGUGUACGCAGCCUUCUCGGAGAUGGGAAUUAUCCACGGGCACUCCAGGGGUUUCUGGGUGCUGGCGCUGCUGAUAGUUUUGCUUUGGUUUGUGAGACUUUACCUGCAUUAUCUGAGCCAAUGGCUUUUCCUUCAGAUCAUCUCAGUUCCUGUUACCAAAUUCCAUCUUUUCCCUCACACUGUUGAACUGUGCUACCAGAACUCCUUGCUGCAGACCAGUGAAGAGUUGGCCAUGGUGGUGGUGGGACCCCUAACCUUGAAUGCAGGCCUGCUUCUUAUGGUCCUGAUCAGAUGGAGCUGUCAGCAGAUGUUUGACUCAUUCCCUUCCUUCUUGUCAAAGUUUAUCAUAGCUAUGGGUCUAUGGACAGUGCUAGACCCCUUGGCAGUGUUCAUAGUGGAUUCAUUCCUGGGGCGACUUGGGAACAGUGUAGAGAAACCCAUUGCUGAUGCUGCAAAGCUCUACUGGGUCUUUCUAAGAGCAGAGGAGUCAGGAAUUCCUGGUGCCUUAAUCACUGUGAUACUUUAUACAAUCCUGUUCAUCAUCUCAUUGACAGUGUUGUACCUGUACUUUUUAAGGCUACAUAGUGAAGGUUGGCUGUUGGAUGCACUUCGACGCAUUCAUGGUGAGGAAGGCGCAUUCUUUGUUCCGCUGGACUUGGAGAUUUCCAGUCAGGAGCUGAGCUACAUUAUGAAGAGGGCUGAGCAGUGGAGAGGAAUCAAUGGUGAAAGACGGAUGGUGGCAGUGUCUGAUUACAUCUGGAAGGACCACGCCAGCAAGCCUGGUGUCUCCAGCUGUGACCUCCAGCACCAGGACAAAACCCCUGACUCCGCAGCUACCUCGAAAGGUAGCACCACUGUUCACAUCUCCAUCUACACUGUUCACCUCAGCGGCUUCCAGGAGCUCUACAGGCACUUCCUCAGGCUCCCUGAUGGGGCUAUCGUGGAGGCAUUUGGUGAUAUUACUGGAGAAGGUCUUUUGUGUAAUGAAAUGAGCACAGCCCAGGAGCGUGUAAACGAAAUGGACAGUGUGCUGCAUACAUCUUCACGUAUCAAGCUGAGGGAGAGGAAAAAGAGUACCACGAGGCAGAAAGGAAAUCAUGUUGUCUCUGACAAGAGCUAAUUCCUGCAGUAAUUCAUAGUCCACAGCUUUUACAUCCUGAUCCACAUCCAUGGUAUGGUUACUGUCUGACAGGAUUUAUAGUUCUGAUGUCUACACCUCUGUGCGUACAGUGUUGUCCAGCAAAUGUUCCAUUCAUAGCUCUUCUGUGGCUUUAACAAGGUUUUCAGUGUGGUAAGCUCACUGGAUCAGAUCACAGAUCGGAUCACAAAAUAUAAUUUUUUAUUUUUUUUUUCGCCCCUUCCAAAUAGUGGGACAUUCCUAGAUUUCUCAGGUUUACUUGUUCCUGAUUUUUCAGAUUUGCUUGUACCUGCUAGUGGUGGGGGGGAAAAUGUUGCUGAUUUGUCUUUCAAGUUUCAUGACUAAAACAUUGACAGUGUUUUCAGUAAUUUUUCAAAGCACAACACUAUUGUAAUUUCAAGGCUGCAAAGAUGCCCAGAAGAGGAACAAUGAUGGCUUCAUGCCACCAGUUCCGUAGCCAAGUCCCAACAGGCUGCAAAAUUUACAAGAUCCCAGAGAAGAUCAUUUUGCUGGGGUCUUAACGUUGGUCAGACUUGCUUCCCUGGGAGCUACAGCAGCUUAAAGUAACCUGGAGGUUAUUCACAUGCUAUCUUGGUGGUAUUGAAGUAUUGCUCAUUUGUUCCAACCAGUCAGUGCCUCUUCUAUUUGGUUUCAUACAAAUGCAUCAGAAAUGAAGUCCAUGCCCCAAAGGCGAGGACUAUGAGAGACAACAGAAGGAGAAGGUGGGAAGGGGAACAAAGGCAAGAAUGGUAAAGUCCUUUGUCCAAGGUCACCAAAGUCAGAGAUAAAUGCAGAAAUAAAGGGCAGAUUGCCAGUGCCCUGACUCUUGGUCUUCCCUGCAGUAGGAUCCUUUUUGUUCUGAAAACACAGAUGGAAAAGGGAAGAGUCUUACCUUCCUGCUAUUUUGAAUUAUUCAUGUAGAACACUGUAAUCAAUUAACAUAGUAACCAGUGACAUUUUUCUAACAUGUAUGCUUUUCUGUUGUCCCCUUGUUCAGAUGCAUUUACCUUUGCAAGAUCCUUCCCAAUGCCUUGAACAUUGUUGAUUAAUUUUGGUACUUAAAUCUGUGGUUCUCAUCCAUCUGAAUAAUCAUUAAAUGACAUUAGGUAAUAAUCUGGAGGUUUAAAUGUCACUC
This is a messenger RNA of Tyto alba (common barn owl), 4022 nucleotides long. RefSeq lists its product as uncharacterized. Bases 41 to 2869 code for a protein of 942 amino acids. The transcript has 19 exons. NCBI's taxonomy places the organism in Eukaryota, Metazoa, Chordata, Aves, Strigiformes, Tytonidae. Gene Ontology annotation, cellular component: perinuclear region of cytoplasm. The record is from RefSeq and is a predicted model, not a curated record.